GUCGGGGUGAGACGUCCGGGGGUGAGACUGGCACCGUCAGACGGUCUCAGGGCGGUCGAGUGGUGGCAGACCGCAGGAUCGGUGUUCCAGCUACUGGUUUGUGUUCAGAGGACAGUGCGAGGUACGGAAGGCCUGAAGAGCGUGAGUCACUGGUAAUCGUGUGUGAUCUGCGGAACGGUAUAGCGGAACCAGGAGGGUGGCGAGGCUGAAAGGGCAGAGCCGACCACUCGGAAGGGUCUGUACCGGGAGGCCAGGUGUGGUCACCGGAGUGGGACAGUAGCUGUACAGCAGCGAGACAGGUGGAGCUGAGACCGGACAGUGACCGGACAGUGACCGGACAGUGACCGGACAGUGACCGGACAGGUGCAGGUGUCUGGGCGGGACAGUGACCGUGGAGCGUUUUAUUAGGAUAGUGGCGUGGAGGCUGUGUUUGAUUGGGACAGUGGCUGGAGAGGAAGUGCUUGAUUGUAACGGUGCUCGGAGAGGUGAGCUUCAGGACACCUGCUGACAUAUUCGUCCGGAACUAGACGGUGACACGAUAGUGGCUAUUCGCUGGGGACCACGUGAAGUGCCAACUCCGAGUUACUGCUUCGCUUCAGAGAGGUGCACCAACUGAGCAGCCAGACUGAGCGUGAUUGGAAGAGCGUUACUCCGGGGGGAGUAUAAAUAAGGACACGAUGACGGCGUUACUGUGGCUGCUGCUACUGCUCGGAAGCUCUUUGUUAUGUGCAGCUGCAGGACAAGAUUAUGAAGUGGCCGAGAUCCGGUGCAGUUUCUCCGGGGACGGCGGCGCUCCGGACCGCCUCUCGGCCCGGCUCCGGAAACCCCCCGGAUUCCGGGGCGACCCGCUGUUCGCCGACGACCGUCAGGUGAUCCCCCAGCUGGACAGCGCGUGUCAGAUCCGGGCCGACCCGAGCGACCCGGACCGACUCAUCUACAGCCUGCUCGUCACGGACUUCUCCCGCUGCGGGGUGCUCAAACGAGACGGUUUCGUGAACGUGCGGCUGUGGUUUCCGCAGCUGCCCGGAGUGGUGAUGAUGUCCGACCAGGAGGUCAUCAUCAUGUGCAAGCCCACCCAGGCGACCGUGGUCGAGGAGCGCGUGGCAGCCUUCGCCGGGAGAGUCCCCUCCGGCGGCCGUGUGUCCGGCGUCGUGGAGGAGUCGCCCGGCCGGCUGGAGUACGAGGUCGGCCUGUUCCGGGAGAACAGCCUCAACAGCGGCAAGUUCAGCGUGCCCGUCGACGAGCCAGUGCCGAUCGGGACGCGGCUGCAGCUGCUCACCAGGAUCAGCACUGACGCCGCGUGGAAGUACGCCGAGCUGCUGGAGGUGACGGUCUCCGGCAGUCAGACCGACCCGUACGCACCGGGAUUCGUUCAGCUCGUCCAGGACAGCUGCCGUAACCCGGAGCUCACGUCGAUCGUGCUCACCCAGCCGUACCAGACGGCCGAGCGGCCGCACGAGGUGCGUCUGACCCUGGAGGCCUUCCUGCUGGGCCAGGCGGACGGCCAGCAGGACGCCACCCAGCUGUGGCUGCACACCAAGGUGCUCGCCUGCGCCCGAAAGGACGACUGCAAACCGGCGUUCUGCCUGGACCUGUUCCAGCCAUCGGGUCACGGUCGCCGCCGCCGCCGCUCGGCCAGAGCGCCCGUCACCGAGGCGCCGACCACCGCGCGCAGUCUGUCCUCCAACCUCACCAGUUUCGGGGAUAACAUCGGCAUCAAAGUCGUAAUGCCCGAAGAUUUUUACGUGGCCGCCUCGCGGAUGCAGAGUUCGUGCUCGUCGUUCGCCGUGCUGAUCUCUCUGAUGGGCUGCUUCCUGGCCAUCUCGUGUGGUCUGCUCUGCUUCCUCGCCGUGCGGUUGCAGCGCUCGCUGGCCGCGCAGAAACGAGAGUCCCUGGACGACGUCAUCUUCCGGCACAUGCGUCAGCUGGAGAGGGAGCGGGAGCGCGUGCGGAAGCUGCACCACGAGAACCUCAGCAACCCCGAGUACGCCACCGACACGAGCACAAUCUCAGCCGGCUCCGUGGCCGAGUUCUGAGAGACGAACUGCUCUCCCGGAGCGAGGCAAUCGUGUGUGCGAUGGACAUGAGUACAAGUGGCGGAAUAAUGAGCGACGCUAGGUGAGUCGAAGAAGCGGUGUGAUGCCGAACGAUUACAAUGCUGAAAGGUGGCGUCUUGUGAAUGUAGCGCAAGUAGGCGUGUUCGCAGAAGCGAAGGGAAACGCGGAGAGUUAUAGAAGCAUAGAUAAAAAGACAGAAGGGACGAUCUCGACAGGAACGCACAGUUGAGUCCGAAGUUGUCAGAAGUGUCACAAGAAACGGAAGUCGACAUCUAGAUUAAGCUUUCUUAUUUCGCUUAAUAAGUAAAAUAAGAAAUUGGGCACGAGUAGCCGCGAGUAAGCUGUGUCAUAGCCACAGUUCACCAAUGGAUAUAUCCGAUACCUAACUGGACUUGCGUUCCGCGGUGACGUGUUCCCACAGUCACCGUCGUGUUGCCCAUCCGCCGUCAAGCACGCGGUUCAAGGGAUGUUCCGGAACAGGCCAGUGCGUGCCGGUCCGCUGCCGCGCUCCGCCCGCCCGUGACGCCCGGCGCCGGCCCGUGGCGGCCUGUGACGGAACGUGACGAGCGGGUCGUGCCGGGGUGACCGACCCGGACACUUCUGCCGGCCAUCAACCCAGCAAUGUCUGCAGUUGCAGUUCAGCACCGUCGUGACAGGGAGCCCCGGACGGCGAAUGAGCACGCAAAGACGAGGAAGAGGCAGAGUGUCACGAAGAGAAGCAGGGUGUCUCGGACAGAUAAAGUGUCAUUCCCGGUCGGCAUAACUACCCAACAGUCAUGACCGUUUGGGGAUGACCAUGAAAAUGUCCUAGCCGACACAAUCACUAAGUUUCCAUGACACGUCUAAAUCGAUUUAGCGAAAUUUCACGUGCGUUUUU
Molecule: messenger RNA, 2934 nt
Organism: Amphibalanus amphitrite
Lineage: Eukaryota; Metazoa; Arthropoda; Thecostraca; Balanomorpha; Balanidae
Exons: 9
Coding region: 678-2036 (452 amino acids)
Source: RefSeq, a predicted model, not a curated record